GUUGCAGAAAUGGCAAAUACCUUCACAUCAAUUCUCAAGUCUAUAAAUUGGGUUGUGACUACUGUUUCCUGUUGGUGGAAUCAGCACAAAAUGAAGACCAUGAAGUAAUGGUAUGCCAUAGCUUAUGUCUGCCUUAUUGAUGAAGUGAGUGCUUCGACACUGUCCUGUCCAUUGCUGUGCCUCAAGGGAUACUUAUUCACCAUUUUUCAACAGAAGAGAGGUGCAUACGAGCAGUAAAAGAGAUGGCUUGCAUCUUGAGAGUAGGAGGCCAGAUAAUGAUAUAUGUGUGGGCAAUGGAGCAAAAACGGAGACGACUUGAAAAGCAAGAAGUCUUUGUUCCUUGGAAUCCUUCACCUCCUUCCUGCUCCUCGGAUGCUCUUCACGACAGCAGCGAAGUGUGUUUACCUGACCUGAUUUCACAUCAGAAAGAAUUAGCUGGCAGACAACAACUUAAAAUAGACCACCAACCACAACAAGGAGCUUUCAGCCAACCUCAGAACAAAAGGAGAACGGGCUCUUCCCUGCAGAAAGCAGUCGAUGAGCGCGCCCUGACUGCGCAGAGCCCGCAGCAGACAGGUCCUCGUGGGGCAUGGAUGAGGUACUACCACAUUUUUAAAGAAGGGGAAUUGGCUGAGCUGAUAAAGUGUCUUAUUCCUGAGCUACAUGUUAUUCAUUCAUACUUUGACCAUGCCAAUUGGUGCAUGAUUGCAGAAAAGACUAAAGUGUGGAAGAUCUAG
Molecule: messenger RNA, 737 nt
Organism: Pterocles gutturalis (yellow-throated sandgrouse)
Lineage: Eukaryota; Metazoa; Chordata; Aves; Pterocliformes; Pteroclidae
Product: putative methyltransferase KIAA1456
Biological process (GO): tRNA wobble uridine modification
Cellular component (GO): cytoplasm; nucleus
Molecular function (GO): tRNA binding
Source: RefSeq, a predicted model, not a curated record